CAACACAAUUUCUUCACAAACAAAUCUUUGGGCUACAGACUGAGUUUCUGUACACUCUUUCUUUGACGAUAAAAAUAGUUUUUAAAAUGUCUUUAGAUGCUGAAACAGCCAGUGGAGACAAUCUUGCCGACAAGGAUCUGGCGGCAAACGUGGAAAGCCUCUCCCUUACCGGUGCCGAGCAGAAAGUUGAGAAACAGGAAGCGAAAAAGAUUGAUAUUGUUCUCCACGCGACCGGAAGCGCUCCGAUUCUAAAGCAGAAGAAAUGGUCCGUCGAUCCGGAGAAACCUAUCAGUGCCAUUGUUAAAUUCAUUCACAAAUAUCUGAAGCUGGAUCCAGAGGAACGAUUGUUUCUCUACAUCAAUCAAACUUUUGCACCGGCCCCGGAUCAGAUAAUCAAAAACCUGUACGAAUGCUACGGGACGAACGGUAAACUGAUUCUACACUACGCAAAAUCGCAAGCUUGGGGAUAAGAUCGCCGACAUUUCGGGUCAUACUUCUGGUCAUCCGACAACUUCAUUCCUUCAACCGCUUUCCAAGACACAAAUGCUUUAACUGAUCGGGAAUAAAGUUCUACCAAAGGUUCG
Molecule: messenger RNA, 584 nt
Organism: Anopheles bellator
Lineage: Eukaryota; Metazoa; Arthropoda; Insecta; Diptera; Culicidae
Gene: Atg12
Product: autophagy protein 12-like
Exons: 3
Coding region: 87-470 (127 amino acids)
Biological process (GO): autophagy of mitochondrion; nucleophagy; C-terminal protein lipidation
Cellular component (GO): phagophore assembly site membrane; Atg12-Atg5-Atg16 complex; cytoplasm
Source: RefSeq, a predicted model, not a curated record